UGUCUUUYAGGGAAAGGGUUGGUACAAGUUACUUCACCAAAACAAGAGAGUGAUAAUACUAUAGAACCAAGUUAUGUUAUUACUUCUAAAAGAUUAGUAAAAACAGACAGACCAAAAUCAUGUAUACCAUCAUCCCAAGCAGAUAAACAUUCCAGUCCUCAGCGUAUUCCCAGGGCGGCAACAGCAGUAGGAUUAAGAAAUGUUGGUAACACAAAAACAGGUCUAGUUAGAGCUAAGACAGCCAGGAGAAAACCAAGACUAGGAGAUCGAGUUCAGUUAGGCCACCAGGCUUGUGGUAGACUGGUUGCUCUUCCUGAAAAUCAUGUUGGACUUGUGCAACUGGACACUGUUGCUGCGUCAAGAUUCCAGCAAGCUGAUCAUCAAAUGCACAGCAAAUUUGACAACCAAUUUCACUAUGUCAACUUUAAACUGAUGGAAUGGGAUUACAGAAAUGGGAAAUGGAGAAUUGUCUCAGGUGUUCUGACCAAUCAUACAACAUUACCAGUUUCUCACAAGCAAUCAUCUGUUGAAUCUAGAGAGAAUGCAAGGUUUUUAUCUGAAGCAUUACAGCAGACAUUGAAACUUAGAGUUGAUCUCCCUCUUGCAAACAAAACACAGAUUAUUGAUACUGAACAUGAUGGCCCCAAGGCUCUUAUCACAGACCAUGUGAGGUCYAUCGUAAAGGAAUGUCUUGAAGAAGCUGAAGUGUGUUGGACGGAUGCUAAACCUGAAAUACUUGAUGAAAACUGGAAUGAACCUGAAAGAACAGAAAGUCCAGGUCCACAGUCUGAAGUCACUGUACAGAUAGAUUCAGAGUCACAUUAUUCAGGGAAGCAAGAGAUAGUUGAAAGUGAAGAACCAUUUGGUGAGGAGCAUUUGGRSGACAGGUCACAUAGCCCCAUACCAAAAGCCACGCCCAURMUGACAUCCCACAUGAUUCAAAUGUACCAACCAAAUACUGGUCCUGUGCAGCGAUGGCAGCAAAACUACCAUGAAGAACUGGUCUCACAGACWGAGAAUGAAAGACUAAAUGCAUGGUCCUCCUCAGAAGCCAUGAAGAUUGGUUCCAGUACAGGCCUUCCAUCACGYGUUGGCAGUGCUACAUUKAAGCCUACCAYCAAGACCCAUGACCCUCCUCCACAGCGGCCAACUUCUCCAGCCCAUACUAUUGCAAUAAAGCAGGGAAACAGYUGGUUGGCUGGUGGUAGGGAUGUUAGUGCUUCAGCAAGUGUAAGGCACAUGCCAUCAACUAUUCCUGGAUGGAUGGAAGAGUUAGAGACUUCUAGAAGACCUAAAUCUUGUUCUGGUACAAGACAACAAAAUAAACCAAUUCCAGGGCAUGCUAGCUGGUCACACUUCUCAAGACCUUUUACAGCAACUAGAGGGAGAACCAGCAGUGCAUCAGGGACCAAAGCAUACAAGAGAGUGCAGUCAGCAAAGGUUGUUGUGAGAAGAUAACAUUGCUACAAACAUUGAAAAAACAAUAUUUAUUGAAUCAAUAUUAUUAAUAGAUAUUUAAUAUUUUAUCACUAUUUUGACAUAUUGAUCAGUUUUUCAUAACAGCAUCCCAAACUCUUUCUCUCGGUUGUAAAAAUAAGGGAAGGGUUAAGUUAUGGUAGUGAAGAUCGGCAACUAGCUAAAAUUAGGAUGAUUGUUUUUUUUUAUGUAUUUAUUAAGGUUUGUAUAUUUUUAUAUAUUCAGAGUGUAAAUAUACAGAUUCAAAGUGUGAUAUACACACCUGGCUGUUCCUGUGAAAGGAGCUUAUUCUCUAGCAUUUAAUUAAAAUAUUGUCUUAUGCCAAGAUAAGCUGAUUUGACAGCACAUGCUAAGGGGUAUAUUCUAAAAAAACGUUAUAAUCCAGGUACGAGACUUUGGCUCAAAGACUCUAAAGGACAAAGAUCUAUAAAAUAUAUUUUUGUCCUUAAUGUCUGAUUUGUAGUUAUAAAUAUUUAAUUAUUUUAAGAGUUUGCAGUUUCUGUGUUUAUG
Molecule: messenger RNA, 1986 nt
Organism: Exaiptasia diaphana
Lineage: Eukaryota; Metazoa; Cnidaria; Anthozoa; Actiniaria; Aiptasiidae
Exons: 16
Source: RefSeq, a predicted model, not a curated record